AAUGCAUUGUGGGUAGGUCAGGAAGCGCCGGUGGAGGACGCCAUGUGCUUCUGUUAGAGGAGGACCGACAGCCAGUCAGUCUCAGUCACACACACACACACACACUGCUCGGUCGCCCACGGAAUCGGGUCAUGAUGUAUUGCAGCAGACACUGCGUCCGGAUCGCGCUGCGGGCCGCGGCAAACACACACCGACACAAGCUACAGACGACAGCACUGUGUGCCCUGCGAACGCUCAAGACCGGCCCUGUCAGUGCGUCCGGUGCCAUUACUACGCCUCCUCUUGAUGGGGCACCCAAGCAAUACUCGCCCAAAAUCCAACAGCUCGUCAGUGACAUCGCCAACCUCACGCUCAUAGAAGUGUCCGACCUCAACGAGUUACUAAAGAAAACGCUGAACAUUCAGGAUGUUGGAAUGAUGGCGAUGGGCUCAGUGGCAGCAAUACCAUCCGCAGAGGCGGUAGAGGAGGACGUGGCACCUGCAAAGAAAGAGAAAACACAUUUUACAGUCAAACUGACAGAACUAAAGGCGGCUGAUAAAGUCAAACUGAUUAAAGAAGUGAAGAACUGCAUGGAGGGAAUAAAUCUUGUACAGGCUAAGAAGCUUGUGGAGUCCCUACCUCAGGAGAUCCGGGUUAAUGUGUUUAAAGACGAGGCAGAGAAACUGAAAGCAGCACUUGAAGCGGCGGGAGGCACUGUGGUGCUGGAGUGAAUAUCUGCCCUGGCUCUUUACUUCAAUUGUUAC
Rhinichthys klamathensis goyatoka is the source of this 743-nucleotide messenger RNA. RefSeq names its product mitochondrial ribosomal protein L12 (gene mrpl12). The transcript is spliced from 5 exons. Gene Ontology annotation, molecular function: structural constituent of ribosome. NCBI's taxonomy places the organism in Eukaryota, Metazoa, Chordata, Actinopteri, Cypriniformes, Leuciscidae. Gene Ontology annotation, biological process: mitochondrial transcription; translation. The record is from RefSeq and is a predicted model, not a curated record. Gene Ontology annotation, cellular component: ribosome; mitochondrial large ribosomal subunit. Bases 132 to 710 code for a protein of 192 amino acids.